Messenger RNA from Prunus persica (peach), 1301 nucleotides. Its product is annotated as PHD finger protein ALFIN-LIKE 4. Gene Ontology annotation, biological process: regulation of DNA-templated transcription. Gene Ontology annotation, molecular function: transcription coregulator activity; transcription cis-regulatory region binding; histone binding. Gene Ontology annotation, cellular component: nucleus. The transcript has 5 exons. Bases 248 to 1009 code for a protein of 253 amino acids. Lineage: Eukaryota; Viridiplantae; Streptophyta; Magnoliopsida; Rosales; Rosaceae. The record is from RefSeq and is a predicted model, not a curated record.
CCUCGUAUCAUCAUCCUCACGGACUCUUCGCUCUUUUAUCAAAUCCACUUUAGUAAUCCAUUUCCUUCCGAUUUAAAUCCGCACCAUCUCUCUCUGUCUCUCACACACGCCCACACACAAAACACCUUCUCUCUCACUCAUCAGAGUCAGAGGUCAAAUAUUUUCCAACCUUUCCCUCCCUUUUUUUGGUAUUUUCUUCCAGUCUUUCGCUUCUUUUUUUUUGCGUCUCUGUAAUUGUGAAGAAGACAUGGACGGGGGUGCUCUGUACAACCCGCGUACGGUUGAGGAGGUCUUCAGAGACUUCAAGGGUCGAAGAGCCGCCAUGAUUAAAGCUCUCACCACCGAGGUCGAAGACUUUUUUCAGCAGUGUGACCCUGAGAAGGAGAAUCUUUGCCUUUAUGGAUUUCCAACCGAGCAGUGGGAAGUUAAUUUACCAGCAGAGGAGGUUCCUCCAGAGCUUCCGGAGCCAGCACUUGGUAUUAACUUUGCAAGAGAUGGAAUGCAAGAAAAGGAUUGGUUAUCUUUGGUUGCUGUCCACAGUGAUGCAUGGUUACUUGCAGUGGCAUUUUAUUUUGGUGCUAGGUUCGGAUUUGAUAAGGCUGAUAGGAAACGCCUUUUUAAUAUGAUAAAUGAACUUCCAACAAUUUUCGAGGUUGUGACAGGGACAGUUAAGAAACAAGUGAAGGAGAAGUCAUCAAAUUCAAAUCAUGGCAGCAACAGAUCUAAAUCAAACUCUAAGCGUGGUUCUGAGCCUCAUCCCAGGUAUACAAAGGCAGUGCAAUCAAAGGAUGAGGACGAGGAGGGUCUGGAAGAUGACGAUGAGGACGAGCAUGGUGAGACACUGUGUGGGGCUUGUGGAGAGAACUACGCAUCUGAUGAAUUCUGGAUUUGCUGCGACAUCUGUGAGAAGUGGUUCCAUGGGAAGUGCGUUAAGAUCACCCCAGCUAGGGCUGAGCAUAUUAAGCAGUACAAAUGCCCAUCUUGCACCAACAAGAGAGCCCGGCCUUAAUGGUUUCUGAGGAAGUUGACAUCUUAUGUAUUAGGGUGGUUGACUGCUAAUUGUCUCGUAGGUCAGGUUGUCACUUGGUCUCAUGCCUGUAGUUUUAGGAGAUUUAAUCUCGGAUGUUGUGUAGGUUGCAAGUCUGCUAUUUAUUUUAGAUAUCAUAUGCCAGGAUGUUUAAAUUGAGAUUGGAAAUCAUUUUCCCCUCGUCUCGUCAGUGUGGGAUUUGUUAUCUAUAUGCAUGAAUGUGUUUAGUGUUUAUAAAAUUAACGGCCCAUUUCUCAGUUGACUUUUAUCGAUC